This is a messenger RNA of Lotus japonicus, 1666 nucleotides long. RefSeq lists its product as uncharacterized. NCBI's taxonomy places the organism in Eukaryota, Viridiplantae, Streptophyta, Magnoliopsida, Fabales, Fabaceae. The record is from RefSeq and is a predicted model, not a curated record. The transcript has 6 exons. Bases 150 to 1286 code for a protein of 378 amino acids.
UCUGUGUGUUUUUAUCACCCACAGCCACAAUUAAAUCAACUCUUUCCGCGCUUGUUGUCUUCUGUUCUGUGUUUUAUUAUUAUUGUGGCUACAUAGAGACAGAGAGAAGAGAGGGAAGGGAAGAGUGGGUGUAUUGGUGGUUGUUCUUCAUGGCAACCUCCCUUUCCCUCUUCUCCUCUCUUCCUCUUCCUCUUUUCCACCUCCGCCCUUCACCCACCUCAUCCCUCUCUUUCUCUCCUCUCCGCCACCACUCAAACCCUACAAAAUCGAAACCCCCUUUCCUGGUUCUUGCUUCCUCAACCCCCUCCUUCGGGGAUUUCACCUCCAAACCCAAGAAAUCAGUUCUUAGGGAGUUGAUACAAGAGAUAGAGCCUCUGGAUGUGAGCCACAUCCAGAAAGAUGUUCCGCCAACAACAGCAGAUGCCAUGAAAAGGACUAUAUCUGGUAUGUUGGGUCUGCUUCCGUCUGAUCAAUUCCAUGUUGUCAUUGAGGCCUUGUGGGAACCCCUCUCCAAGUUACUCAUUUCUUCAAUGAUGACUGGCUACACGCUGCGCAAUGCUGAAUAUAGGCUUUGUCUUGAAAAAAACCUUGAUAUGUGUGAAAGAGAUCUAGAGAAGCCAAAGGCAGAAAGCACUCCAAUGGACCUACAAGGAUUGCUGCAUGACAGUGUAAAUGUAAUCGACUUUGGGAGAAAGAGCAAUUUGUCUUCCAAAGUUGAAAAGGUUCAUGAGGAUGUUGAUAUUCAAGACCUUGGUGAAAUAUCUUCAGAAGCACAGCAAUAUAUUCUCAAUUUGCAAUCUCGUUUGUCUUCAAUGAAAAAGGAACUGCAUGAAGUGAAGAGGAAAAAUGCUGCUCUUCAAAUGCAACAGUUUGUUGGAGAAGAAAAGAAUGAUUUAUUGGAUUACUUGAGAUCACUUCAACCUGAACAGGUGGCUCAGCUAUCAGAAUUUACAUCCCCUGAGCUUAAGGAAAUCAUCAUCUCUGUUGUCCACGGUCUUCUUGCUACCCUUUCUCCUAAGAUGCAUUCUAAACCUUCAACUAUGUCAGAGAAUGCAACAAUUGGUACAGCAAAUGCUGGGAGUGAGGAUUGUGCGGAGGUUGUUGAGAACUCUUCAAUUCAGUUUCACCCUGUUAUUUCAUUAACUAGGGACUAUCUUGCUCGCCUGCUAUUUUGGUGCAUGCUGUUGGGACACUAUCUCAGAGGCCUUGAGUACCGUGUAGAUUUGACGGAACUGCUAUCCUUGACAAGUGAUGCUGAGAACAAUGGGAAUGAGCAAAUUGCUUGAGUGGUUUCGACAGUUUUGGUGGUUCAAUGUGAGCAAAUCUCGUCAGCUGAGAACUAUGGGAAUGAGCAAAUUGCUUGAAUGGUUUCGACUAGUGGCUUCAAGAUGAUUUUUCCUUUCAACACGAAUUGCUAGUCACUUCUGCUGAGGAGAUUUCACUGUUUGAUGCUUAUGGAAGAAUAAAUCUUUCCUGACACAAACAAUUCUCAGGGCGAUAAGAAGGAUUUGGCAUUUGUUGUUGCUGGGUCAUUUGUUGUAUUAUAGAAGAUGAAAAUGUUGUGACUCACUACAGCACGAUAUGAGUAGAUUGUCUAUCAGUUUAUAUCUGAACAAUUAAGUUACUAGUUAGGUUUGUCUUGAUUUUAUACUUUUGAUUUCUGCCA